Tuber melanosporum (Perigord truffle) is the source of this 1737-nucleotide messenger RNA. RefSeq lists its product as uncharacterized. Gene Ontology annotation, biological process: guanine metabolic process. NCBI's taxonomy places the organism in Eukaryota, Fungi, Ascomycota, Pezizomycetes, Pezizales, Tuberaceae. Gene Ontology annotation, molecular function: zinc ion binding; guanine deaminase activity. Bases 1 to 1455 code for a protein of 484 amino acids. Gene Ontology annotation, cellular component: cytosol. The transcript has a single exon. The record is from RefSeq and is a predicted model, not a curated record.
AUGGCGUCAACAUACUACCUCGGGACCUUCAUCCAGAGUCGCUCCCAAACCAACCUCGAAAUCGUCAAACAUGGCACAAUCCACGUCUCCGACGGAAUAAUCCGAUCAAUCCAUCGAGUGGGAGAGGACUAUAGCGAGUCAGACAGCCUCCUCCCUCCAUCACAGCUCCUAAGAAUGCUCGGCUACGACAUCACCGAACCACUCACAAUUUGGGAAAUUCCAGAGAACCACUUCCUCUUCCCGGGCUUGAUAGACACACACAUACACGCAAGCCAGUACCCAAACCUGGGCUUAUUCGGCAAGACGACACUCCUGGAAUGGCUAAACAAGUACACAUACCCGCUCGAAUCCAGCCUAACCGAUCCGGUGAGAGCGAAACGUGUGUAUACACAAUGCGUGAACCGCUCAUUGCAGAAUGGGACCACCACGGCAGCGUACUACGCAACGCAGAGCGCGCGGUCGACGAAUAUCCUGACGGACGUGCUCAUUAACCUCGGUCAGCGGGGCUUCGUAGGACGCUGUGCGAUGGAUUCAGACCUACAACCGGAAUCGUACCGCGACGAGAGCCCCAAGGCUGCGGUCCAUGAUACAAAGGUGUGCGUAGCGUACUGCAAAGAAGCAGACAAGAGUGGCAGAGUGCGCGGCAUCAUCACACCACGCUUCGCACCGAGUUGUUCGCGCGAUGCACUCCGAGGCCUCGGCCGCUUACUCGCGGACGGUGAGAAGGAUGGCCUCCUCUGCCAGACCCACAUCUCGGAGAACAAGCGCGAGGUGGCACUCGUAAAAGGGUUAUUCCCGGAGUGCAGUAGUUACGCCGAGGUCUACGAUACGUAUAACUUACUCACCCCCAGGACUGUGCUCGCGCACGGCGUUCACUUGACUGAAGAAGAGGUCGAGCUCAUCAAGAGUAAAGGGAGUGGGGUUUCGCACUGUCCGACGAGUAACAUGGCGCUGGGGAGUGGGAAUAUGUGGGUUAGGCGCUUGCUCGACAAGGGUGUUAAAGUAGGCCUUGGAACGGAUGUUUCCGGCGGGCACGACGUGAAUGUUCUUGAGGCGGCGAGGAUGGCGUGUUUUGCUUCGCGGAGUGUGGCGGAGGGUGGGAAGGGUGAGAGGAGCAAGAUUUCGGUAGAGGAGGCGCUGUGGCUUGCGACGAGGGGUGGUGCGGAGGUAUUAGGAUUGAAAGGAAAGGUGGGAGGUCUGGAGGUGGGCAUGGUUUGGGAUGCUAUCCUCGUCGGCCUUAAUGGGGUCCCCUUCAAUCUGUGCGGGGAGGGGGACGUCAAUGGGGCACCAAAUGGAAUCCAUCACGGAGGGAAAGGGGCCAAAAUCGGCGGCAAAGUGGACAUUUUUGGGUGGGAGAAUUGGGAGGAGAAAGUCGCCAAGUGGCUAUACUCGGGCGAUGAUAGGAAUAUCAGGGCGGUGUGGGUUGGCGGGAAGUUGGUUUGCCGGAAGAUGUGAGAUGGCGGAAGGAGUUGCGGGGGUUGCUGAUAGGAGGACGGUUUGAACCACCAUAACCGGUACAAUUCAUUGUUUUGUUUUACCCAAUCUUGCUCUACGCACUUUGAUAUUUUCCCGAGUGAAAGGAAGCAGCGGCUUGCAUACCGUGAGUACCUGAAUACCUGUAUAGGAGAGAUGUGCUAUGAUAUAUGACGUCGCAAUCGCCCCUCGUAGUAUUGCAAGGCACUGUGUAACUUAUUUUUUAUUUUUAUUUUUCCCCUCAGCUGAGGGCUAAGUUCCCGG